This is a messenger RNA of Hibiscus syriacus, 730 nucleotides long. RefSeq lists its product as uncharacterized. Bases 82 to 432 code for a protein of 116 amino acids. Lineage: Eukaryota; Viridiplantae; Streptophyta; Magnoliopsida; Malvales; Malvaceae. The record is from RefSeq and is a predicted model, not a curated record. The transcript is spliced from 3 exons.
UCCAGUUAUGGCACUGCAAAAUUUCCAUCCCCUCUAAUUUUGAACACCACCGCCUGUUUUGUUUUUCGGGGACGGGCCUAGAUGGACUCACACGUGCCCAGCAACCCAAACGAAGAGUCGUGGACGGAGGAGAAGCAUGUCAACUUCCUCAACUCCAUGGAAGCAUGGUUCGUAUGUACUAUGCUUGACAGCAACGAUCGUUUUAAUCUCCGUCUGGAUCGUCAACUUCCUGACACCUCCGACUCCACUCUCAACUGCAAACACAAUGCUCCCACCACAAGGAAUCAUACUACUUCACGUUUUACUGGCACAAACCGAUGCAAAAUGAAGGUCAGGCCUGAUAGAAGAUCAUCCUCUAAUCCUCUUGCUUCAUCACAAGAUCAGGUUGUCCCACAGAUUGAAACCAGAAGAGAAGAUAAAGAAGAGAAAUAGGGUGUCCCAGUUUUGAUGCUGCAUCCAAACUGAUGAACUCUGGGACCCCUUUUUCAUUUAAUUUCCAUGGGGUUUCUAAGUAGAAUAUGUUGAAAUAGGGUGUACCUUGUUCAAGGGUAUUCUUUCUUUUAUUCAGCCCCACACCAUUUACUUCACUUUCCGGGAUUUUGAAUUGUUGACUUACUUUGGAAGAUAUUUUUCACCCAGCCUUGAUUCUUGACCAAAGAUCUUUUUCUUUUUCCUAUUCAAACUGUAAUUUGCCUUUAAAAAUAUUCAUUUAUGCUAUGCUUUUAUAAUG